CACAUCUUUCGUGUAAUCAAAGAAAAGGGAAUAAAAAUUAAUGGACUUAGAAGACACAUCUUUCCUUUUGUGUGAUGAAGACCACAACUUCCUCAUGGACAACAUCAAUGACAAUUCAUUGAACCAACAACAUCUAAAUUCCAAUGUUGAAAACAUUGAGUAUUUGUUUACACGUGAAACAGAGUUCCAUUCCUUCAAUUAUUGCUCCAAAUCCACCACAUGCCAUGUCCACUUCAACCACACACGUAUUAAUGCCAUUGACACCAUUUUCAAAACACGUGAAAAACUUGGAUUCAAGCUCUCUACAGCUUAUUUGUCAGUGACAUACUUCGAUCAGUUUCUUGUGAAGCAAUCCAUCCAUGAAGACAGACCUAUUCAAGAAUUCUACGUGGCGUGCAUGUCUCUCGCAGCGAAAAUGAUGGAAGAACGUGAUCUGCAGCUUCUAUUCAAAUACACAACAGAAACAGACGAAGAGCAAGGUUUUGCUGAUAAGAAAUCUAUUUGGGAGAUGGAGGUAGAGGUUUUAAGUUCAUUGGAAUGGGAAUUGACAACUGUGACUCCUUUUGAUUUUCUGCAUUACUUUGUUUACUUGUUCUGCCCUGAAUCCCUGCCAGAUCCAUUAAUCUCACAAGCUGUCCAACAUAUUGUGGACAUCCUGAAAGAUGUAAAUUUGAUGGAUCAUAGGCCAUCCGCUAUUGCCUUGGCUGCCAUAUUGACGGUGGCUUUUGAUGGUACAUUAACAAGAGAGAUCAUAGAUCUGCAGAUAGCUGAAAUCUCACAGCAGCUAAAUUUAGAUAUUGAAGGCGUUUUUUCCUGUUACUGUCUAAUGCAGGAAAAAAGUACAGAGAAGGGAAAGUUAAACACCCCUGCCACAACUUUGACUGCCCAAUGGAGCUACACAUCUGUUCUUGACCAUUCCUCUGUUACUUCUUCAAAAGCUAAAAGAAAACUUUGUUAUGACAACAAAGAAAAUUGCCCUAGGAAAAUAUCACAUCGGCGUUAGCUUGCGGAGUUUGUGAUCUAUAUGAAAUAAUUAAUUGGUGUUUUGUAAUGAACCCAACUGUAGGAAAUUGGCGUUUUGUAAUGAACCCAACUGUAGGAAUUUUUUUGACCGUAUUCUUGUUAGUUCAUAGGUCUAAGUGAAUCUCAACUACCACAAAAUAUAAAUGAAAGAGAUAGCUUUAUAAGAUUAAUAAUGGUGAGUACAUGAUUUGUUAGUCAAGUUAGCGCAGAUUAAAUAGAGAUGACAGUGAAGACUACCAAGGAGUCCUUCUAACAGAAAUCGAAGAUCCAUGAAGAAAAAAUAAUUUUGCAGGGAAUAUUUGUCGGGACGAAAAUCAUAUUUGAGUCUACUAGAAAAAACAAUUAUACCACACAAAGUUGAUUUUCUUUUCAUGAAAAAAAAAGUUGAUGUUACAUAUCUUCUUCUCAAUGAAAAAUUCUACAAUACUUGGAAGCGUA
Molecule: messenger RNA, 1461 nt
Organism: Cicer arietinum (chickpea)
Lineage: Eukaryota; Viridiplantae; Streptophyta; Magnoliopsida; Fabales; Fabaceae
Product: cyclin-D1-1-like
Source: RefSeq, a predicted model, not a curated record